UUAAAAAAAAGAGACGGAUAUGACGUUUCCGGUUUCGCUGGUCCGUCAGACAAAUUGAUCCGGAAAGCAAAUGUCGCGGAACAAGAAGCAUUAUGGCAACAAUGAUUGAGGAAAAUGGUCCUUCCACACAUGAGGAAGUGUCCCCGUGGCUCCAGGCCCGGCAGAAACUUGAGGGGCUCCUGAACAAAAACAUGAAGAUCCGCAUGACGGACGGACGGACUCUGGUGGGGCUUUUCCUCUGCACGGACCGAGACUGCAACGUCAUCCUCGGAUCAGCGCAGGAGUUCCUCAAAUCCACAGACACAUUCUCCCAGGCCGAACCCAGAGUCCUGGGCCUGGCCAUGAUCCCCGGUCACCACGUGGUAUCCAUCGAGGUGGAGGCAGACAGUCUGGAAGAAGCACGAGGAUUUAGAUCCAACCGCUGUUGAAGGCCCUUCCCGUUUGGACGACACACUCGACGCAACCGUCUCUCAGGGAGGCAGACGUAUGGCCGCGCUCAAGGGAGAGUGGACAUCUUCGUCGGAGGAUUUUAUCAGACUUCACCUCUACGGAUGCAGAACUCCCGUGUCAACAUUCUGGAUUUUAGCCAUGUCCUCCAAGCUUGAAGAUGGGCGUCCAUUUGCAGCGACGGCUGUACGACACAGCAGUAUGAGAUGGGGACGCAGACGGCAGAUCCAUGGACGUGUGUGGAAACGGUGUUUCUUUGCUUCAUGUUGUUUUAAAAUACAUUGUGCUAUUCGUUUUAAAUUAUGCGUCAGGAGCUACAUGCUUUCUAAAAGUCAGUCGGUUAACAGGAGCUGGAGUACGACUGCGUACACCACGGGACUAGAAGUUUCAAGAUGGAAAAUAAAUCGCACGGUUCGCAGUUGGAAAGAAGUAAAGAUUUUGACGUGUCGAAUAAUAAAAAAGACUAUCUGA
Molecule: messenger RNA, 918 nt
Organism: Pseudoliparis swirei
Lineage: Eukaryota; Metazoa; Chordata; Actinopteri; Perciformes; Liparidae
Gene: naa38
Product: N-alpha-acetyltransferase 38, NatC auxiliary subunit
Exons: 3
Coding region: 93-428 (111 amino acids)
Cellular component (GO): NatC complex
Molecular function (GO): RNA binding
Source: RefSeq, a predicted model, not a curated record